Messenger RNA from Symsagittifera roscoffensis, 2352 nucleotides. RefSeq names its product gamma-aminobutyric acid receptor subunit beta-like. Gene Ontology annotation, biological process: signal transduction; monoatomic ion transmembrane transport; nervous system process. Gene Ontology annotation, molecular function: transmembrane signaling receptor activity; extracellular ligand-gated monoatomic ion channel activity; neurotransmitter receptor activity. NCBI's taxonomy places the organism in Eukaryota, Metazoa, Xenacoelomorpha, Acoela, Convolutidae. The record is from RefSeq and is a predicted model, not a curated record. Gene Ontology annotation, cellular component: neuron projection; synapse; plasma membrane.
ACUUACAACAGCCUGUUAGCUCAACCAGUUAUUUGCGCAAGUUUGAUUUCAGCAGUUAAAAGCAUCCAUGCAUGAAUUUUUAAUAACAAGAGCCUAACAUGGUUUAAUCUGUCACGACCUGAGCUGCCCCUGUCUGUACAUUAGUUUGAAAGGAGCUCAAGGUCAAAGCAGGCGCUUAAAGGAGAUUAUGUCAGAAGAAGUUGCGUCUCUGCAUUAGAACACAAACCCAAAUGCCACCAACAAUAUUAGGCCUACUUGUGAGAAGUCACCCACAUUUAUCAGCAAUGGUCCACUUCAACAAAUCUCUUAAUCUUUUUAUCAAGAAUUGAACUGCUUUGCCUUCGUUUCGUUUCUGAAACAAUUUCAUCAUUAUUACUCUCUCUAAGUGAAGUGUUUCAUUAGUAUUCUCCGAACAAAGUUCUGCUGAUGCUUUUAUGUUCGUCAAACUGCUACCUUGUUUUGCCCAAAUCAUCCGCAUCAAGUCAAACCCCCAGAGGAAACUUUGCAAUAUCCCGUAAUCAACUGUUCAACUAGAGCACCAUUUGUUUUGACAACAUCACCGCAUACCCUUUCCCAUGAGCAUCCGGCAAUUGCUUUUUCAUGUGCUUACCACUUUUCCCAGCCACAAUUUAUUUGCCAAAUUUUGAGCAGUUUAUAUUUUGCAACCUAUUUCAUUACUUUUUUGCUCAACAACUAACACAUUUGGCUUAAGUCCCUAUUUUUAAUCGAUUCAAACUCCGAUUAAAACUAAUUUGUACAUUUUGUAGAAUUCACUUUAGCUACAGGUUUGUUUUUGGUUAAAUUUGACGAGCAAGUAUGAAAGUGGCUGCCUACUCUUCAAAUCUGCUUCUCUACUUACUUAAUGCACACUUCUUUAUUGUUAAUGCACAGCAACAAAAUGGAGUGGGCGAGGAGGAGAAGAAGAUUCAGCCGCUGGCCAAUUUGGAGGUGUUUGUUCAGCCGGAGGACAUUGGCCUCAUGUUCGGUUUGUUCGUAGACCGAAUGCAAGUCGUGUCCGAAGUUGAAAACACCAUUUCAUUUGACGGCAUUGAAAUUAAUGCCAUCCUCACUGUCCUCAGCUGGGUUGUGUUCUGGAUUGACCCAGAGUCUGUGGCGGAGAGGGUGAACAUCUGCCUCGCUCUCAUUCUAUCCCAGCUGAUCCUAAUUGUGGGGGAGGAGGAGGCUCUUCCGCAGACUAGUGACUUCAAAAUAAUCGAUCUCUACCUCAUCCUCAACUUCCUCAUCAAUGUUCUCGUUCUCCUCCAGAACAUCUUCACAUCCUGCUGUGUGGCCAGAAACUGGGGCUGCAAUGGCCACACAACCAGCCACACACACUCUCCUCCCACACCAGCGGGAUCAGCAGAACUGGGAGAUGGCAGUGGGGACCAAAAUGAUGAGGACAAACAGACAAACUUUCGAGGUCCCAUAAACGAAUGCUCUGCCUACAGAAGAAAUGCCUUGUUGAACAAUGUGUUUAAAAUAGGCAUGCCCAUUAUCUUCGCAGUUUGGAAUGUUGCAUUCUUCUUCUUUGUCGUCCAGUGGUCCUUCGACGAGUAGAGGGGAGAGGGGAACCAGUAUGCUUCCUGAGUAUCAAAUGAAAGAUGGGGGAUAAUAUCAUGACAGAAGGAGCGAAUGAGCUAGAACUUCUAUCAUUAAGCGCACUCCAAACAUUCUAAAACUGUCUGAUUUCUAAGUUAAUUUCUUUCGAUCUUUAAUUAGUGAAGCAGGGGCGGAUCGAGGAUUUUCUCGAGGGGGGACUUAUUUUCAACAAAAUUUCAAUAAUUUUGUAGACCUUUUUUGGGUCUACCUCGUUGAUUUUCCGAGUUAUCCACAAGCACCUGUUUUGGUUAAAUUUUCUGCGCCGCAGGCAAAAUUUUGAAAAAAAAAAACAUUUUGGGAAAAUGCUUUUUUAGACCUAUUUGGAAAAUGUUGACCAAAAAAUGGUGUUUUUUCGUCGCGCGCUUACAAACCCCCCUUAAAACUAAAAUAUAGAGUUUUUAGGGUCCGAAAAGAUACCUGGAAAAUUGCAUGUAUUUGAUGACGUAGUGAUAUCACAAACUAAUCAACUAACAAUUUCAAUUCGUUUUUUGAUAUUUUUCUGCAGGGUUCAAUCUAAUUAACACCACACUAGCAACCCACCUUUAAUCAUCCAGCAAGCCGGUGAAUUUUAAUUUCCAAACUGAAUUGUUAUGGUGAACCCAAAUUUUACGAUCAACAUCGUUUUGAGAACCGCUCAAACUUAAAUGUCAGAGCAAGAGAAAAUCAAAAACUUUACUUUGUGGUGCAAUACCUCUUUCUUUAACGAGGAAAGAGAUGAAAUUGGUUAUGUUAAAAUAAACAGGGACUUCUCGU